AUGGGAACUAAUGGAAAUGGGCGCCGUGGAGGCGCUAAACAACUUGAUGUUCGACGACCCAUUGAAGAAGGAGAAUGUCUGAGCCUAAACGACGAGAGCCCGGAGUUAGAUUUUAUAUAUGAUGAUUGCGAUACGCAGGCAAAUGAAAUUGCUGAAUUAUACAGUUACACUGAACAUCCUGAGUUCCAGCACAACGUCAAGGCAUUCGAGGAUAUAAUGGAAGAAUUCAAUUUUCCGCCUAGUUGGCAAAGACUUUCAAAACAACAACAGCGCACCGUUGUUAUGAAAUUAUUAGAACAUCUGGAUAUAGCUGUAACUAAUAUCCGAAUGCGAGCAACUCGAUGUAUACUAUAUCUCGCUCAAGGUUGCUGGGCGGAAAUGCAAUCUGAUGCAGAACAAGCGCAAUGGGCUCGUCAUAAUAUUAUGAUGCUGUAUGAGAUGGGGACUUUUUCUGCGUUUGUGGAGCUAUUAAAUUUUGAAAUCGUUAGAAGUAAUCCUGUGUUUGCUUCUCGGAAGCUUGCAGAAUCCUUAGCAGAUUCUACUAAAUUAAGGGUAAUAUUAUCUGUUUUGUAUCUCAUAACAGAACAUAUGAGAACUGAAAAAGAUAAUCUUGCUUCAGAAUACCUACAUUUGGUAAAGAAUUUUAAAGAAGAAAUAGGGACACCCUUUCGUGAAGAAUUGCUACCAGUGAAACUAUUGGGCAUGGUUACACAAUUGUGUGCAGGAACUACUCCUCAUUUUCCAAUGAAAAAGGUUCUAUUGUUGCUGUGGAAAAUAUUACUAGUUUAUCUUGGUGGAUCCAAAGAAUUGAAGGAAAGAAAAGCAAAGCUUCGUGAAAGAUAUGGUUUGCCUCCAAUAACUGAAGAUACUCUAGAUGUAAUAAAGGGAAUGCGCUCCAGUUCUCCCCCUCCUAAUGCUGCGGACAUGAUAGAAAAUCAAAACCCUGGGCAAAGAAAACUUAAGGAGAAUGAAAGAGCACUUCGAAGGCAAACUUUUAUAAAACAAACUUCCCUUGAUGAAUCAGAUGAACAAAUUUUUGUUGACAAAGAAGAAACUGGAAAUGGUUCAGAAGAUUAUUCUAUGGAGUUCCAGUCAAUGUCCGGAGAGGGUGUGCAAAAUAUAAAUCAAAAUUGUCCUGAUUACAUGUACAUUAAGCGCUUUGAUAGUCCACCCCCUCCACCUCCCUUACCGAGAAGCUUGCCCUGGAGGUCAAAAGUUCGUCAAAAAGAUAUUGAUAUGUUUUUAGACAAUGUAAGGGUAAAAUUCGUUGGCUACUCCCUGCCAGGUGACAGACAGACAAUUGCUGGCUUACCCCAGCCUAUUCAUGAAGGUAUUGAAAUAUUAAAAAAACACAUGUACACAAGCCUAGCAGAGGUUCAGGCAGAGAGAGAACUUGAGAUAGCUAGAAGUCCUCUUACUAGAGGUGAAAAAGAAGUGGAAGACACUGAGGCAGAGACUUUGUACAGAGCCAUGUUGCCGAAUCUACCACAAUAUAUGAUUGCCCUACUGAAGAUACUGUUAGCUGCAACACCCACCUCUACUGCUAAAACAUAUUCCAUGAAUAUCAUGGCCGAUGUUCUACCUGAAGAAAUGCCCAUGACAGUAUUGCAGUCACUAAAACUUGGUAUUGAUGUGAAUAGACACAAAGAAAUCAUAGUUAAAGCUGUAACAGCGACUUUGCUAUUACUUUUGAAACAUUUUAAACUAAAUCAUGUAUAUCAGUUUGAAUUUAUGUCCCAGCAUUUGGUCUUUGCUAAUUGUAUACCUUUAGUAUUGAAGUUUUUUAAUCAAAAUAUCCUGUCAUAUAUAGGAGCAAAGAAUACAAUACCGAUAUUUGACUUCCCCGCCUGUGUUAUUGGUGAACAACCUGAACUUACCAAAGAAUGUUUGGAAAUAGGUGAUUCACCAGUUCCAUACUCAUGGAGGAAUGUCUUCUCAUGCAUUAAUUUAUUAAGAAUCUUAAAUAAAUUAACAAAGUGGAAAAAUGCUAGAAUUAUGAUGUUGGUUGUAUUUAAAAGUGCCCCUAUACUUAAGCGUGCAUUGAAAGUAAGACACGCUUUGAUGCAGUUUUAUGUAUUGAAGCUAUUAAAAAUGCAAACUAAAUAUUUGGGCCGUCAAUGGAGGAAAACUAAUAUGAAGACGAUUAGUGCUAUAUAUUCAAAAGUGCGACAUAGACUAAACGAUGACUGGGCUUUUGGUAAUGAAAUUGAUGCACGACCUUGGGAUUUUCAAGACGAAGAAUGUGCUCUAAGGGUCUGUGUAGAUCGAUUCAAUCAGAGAAGAUAUGGUACAGGAGAUUAUAUUGAGAGUGAACUAAAACCAGUUGACACAGACAUUAAUAGUGUGCUCGACAUAAAUGUUGAGCUUGAUGAUGAAUUCAAAACUAAUUAUGAAGUGUGGCUUGAGCAAGAGGUGUAUAAUAAUGAAAUUAACUGGGAUGUUUUGUUAACUACAUGAAUUUAUAUAAAGUUAUACUAAAAUAUUUAGAAAUAGUAUUUGUUUGUAUUCCUACUUUCAUUAUUUUUAAUCAAGUCAUAAACAACAUGUUAGAAUACUAUUGAAUAAAAUUAUAUAUGCGAUUUAAAUGUUUGUCAACUA
Messenger RNA from Melitaea cinxia (Glanville fritillary), 2598 nucleotides. RefSeq names its product striatin-interacting protein 1 (gene Strip). The transcript has a single exon. Gene Ontology annotation, cellular component: cytosol. The record is from RefSeq and is a predicted model, not a curated record. NCBI's taxonomy places the organism in Eukaryota, Metazoa, Arthropoda, Insecta, Lepidoptera, Nymphalidae. Bases 1 to 2457 code for a protein of 818 amino acids. Gene Ontology annotation, biological process: cytoskeleton organization.